Bombus pyrosoma is the source of this 2926-nucleotide messenger RNA. RefSeq lists its product as uncharacterized. The transcript is spliced from 6 exons. The record is from RefSeq and is a predicted model, not a curated record. NCBI's taxonomy places the organism in Eukaryota, Metazoa, Arthropoda, Insecta, Hymenoptera, Apidae. The coding region runs from base 736 to 1959 and encodes 407 amino acids.
CGCCGGUCGCAUACCACGGUAGCGCGUCGUUCGAAGCUCUAGGUAACGAUUCAACGUUAAUUGCUUUUAAUUCCUGGCACGCGUGUGUCUACGUAUUAGACAAAAACUCUAGUGAUUCUCAGUGACGUACAUAGUCUUAUCUCAAAUCGGCCACACGAUGCGUAACAGAGCCGAAGAGAUCGAGCCGCGUGGCGAUGUAGUGCAUGGCCAGUGAAAGACACGCAACCUUUAUCCUGCUACGUGUUUAUAUUCGCCUUUGUGGUCAUGGAAACGGUGAUCUGACACUUCGUCCUGGAUAAUCGUCGUAAACGCGCCUAGUGAACGUUCCUUGGCAACGUGCUUCAUCGAGAAACCGGGCAGUUUCUUCGAGCUUCGACGGCCAGUUCCAAGCCACGCUUCACAGCCGGUCGAAAUCAUCGUGACUAUGCUCAACUGUUUCCGCUGGGGUCUUAUCGCUCGUCUAGAACCGCGAGGAGCGUUGCACCAAAGCGCGGUAAACACCGGCGUUUGAUUAUUGUCAAUGGCUUUCGUGGCAAGUCGGCUUUAAGCGGAAAAAACACGACUGUUUAUCGAUUAAAGCAUAUGAUAGAUAACGAAAUAACGACCUGUUAAGGGAUAUUGAAUUAUUGAUGAUCUCAUGAAUUGUCAUUGCUCCAACCAUGAGUUAUUAUUAAUCGCUCGAGAUCGAUAAGAAGACACAUAUUUAUCGAGAACAUCCAGCAGUGAACGUCCAUAAUGGCUUUGGCAAAGAUCAAGAGUUUUAUAGACACGGGGCUGAAGACCGUGUCCACGCCGUUAGAUCGCACGGUAAAUCUGGAACCGGAAGUGGGCAUUAGGAUCGUUCAUUCGAUCAACGAGAAAGCGUUGCAUGUGACGGUACUGGGUGCUCGUCACUUGCCACAGAAUUUUGGCUUCACACGCGUCAACAGCUACGUAGUCAAGGUGAAGUUAAUACCGGGAAAGGAGAAGUUCGAGACAACGUCGAAGAACGAGUCGUGGCCGCAAUGGAACGAGGAAUUCACGUUUCCUCUACGCAAAGAGACGAAACAGAAAUUUGGUAAAACAAAAGUGGUAGAAGAAGAAAUCAGUGGAUCCAGAUUCAUCGUGGCGACUUUGUACGCGGUUCUCGAGGACAAACCAUUGAUAGCGACUGAGAAGAAGGAAGAGAAGACCUCGUCUUCCACUAAAGAAUCUCCAAAAAAGGGGAACAAGAAAAAAGAUGGUCAGGGUGCCUCUUCGGAGAAUCAGGAGCCAACGAAGAAUAAAUUACUCAGUCAGUUCUUUAAUAAGGGAUCGGAUAAAUCUGCGGACACUACAACCACGGAAAGGAAACUGUUUGAUAAGAGACGAACUGUAGGCGCCACGACGAUUUCCCUGGACCCGAAAAACUUCACCUCGAAGCCACACAAAGCAAAACACCCAAGUGAUGUGUCGACUGGAGAUAUGUGGAAGCCAUUGCGACCAAUUGCUAGUGGCAUUUCUGGAGCUGAAGAGAGGAAGGAAAAUAAGAAAGGCCAGGUGGAAUUGUCACUGUGCCAAGAAAAGACGGACAAGAAUGAAGAGGGUAGCGAAAAACUGACACUGUCUCUGCAUCGUCUGAGAUGUUCGUUACAGACAAUGCACGAGCAUGAAGCCUUGAAAGGACAGAUGUAUAUCAAGAUGUCUGUUGUAGACAACGGUAGAGUGACUCAUUUCUGGAAAAGCGAUCGUUUCGCACCUUGCGUGUCUAUGAAAUUCGCGCCAGACUCGGCAAGAGUGAUCGCGGAUAAUCCGUAUCAGGGAGCACUGAAGGAUGUUAGCUUCGUUGUUAAAUUCGUCUCGAAAAAUAAAUUAGGAAAGAAAACGACUGUUGGUCAUUUUGUAAUAGGACCAGAUGUUGGUGGAACCUAUGGUGAACAGUGGAAACAGGCUCUAGCGAAAUCGGGACAACAGAUAAUGAAAUGGCAGGCAUUCGAGUGAGAACGUGAAUAUAUCAAUAAACUUCGACGUCUAUUCAGUUUUCCUUCGAGUAUAAACCUACUUUCGAUUCGCGCGAAUGUCAUGAAUAUUUAAGCGCACGGUCGAUAGUGUCGUUCCAAAGAAUACUUAUGUUAGACGAACAUCUGUGAAUAUGAAAGGCAUUCAUAUUGUAAAUUAUUUCUUUCGUCAAAUUUACUUUUAUUCCGCUUUCUUUAUUUUUUUGAUUCUUUGUAAAACAACUUGCACAAAAGUAUUUUAUCGACUUGAUUGUACAUAUCGAUUGUUUUAUACAACCGUCCUCGAUUCCAAGACAGAUUUGUGAACGUUUCUGCCGAGGAUCGGAAUAAUAGAACCGUCCAAUAAAUAAGUGGUUACCACCGUUGAAUAGAAACGAAUACGAAAUUCAUCGAAUCGUAAUUGUGAAAGGAAAAAAUGAAGAUAUACAUUAAAUUUUGUGCCAGAGGAAAUCGUAAGCAGGUAGUUAGCAGCUGCUCAGUAAGAUGUAUAAUAUGGAUAUAACGAUGCGUUUUUACUCUAUUUAGAUCUAGCGGAUCCACUUUUUAUUUUGUAUUAGCGCUUUUCUGAGGUACUUUUAAGAUGAAUCAGAAAAUCAAUGGAAAAGUAUUUUUUUUGACAUAUAUAGGAUAUUUUACAUUAUGACGAUUUUCAAUUUGUUCAGUAGAAAUGGUAGCGAUAAACAUUUCGCUCAUUGUUUCUAUUGUAAUUUUGUUCGAAAGUAGGCAUUAACGUAUUAUAUCUUAAAUAAUAGUAUUUUGUUUAAAGAAUUAUUUAUAUCGCUGCAAUUAAUUGCAUAUGUAUUUUAUUAUGGAAAUUAAUUAUAUUUCGAGGAAUAUCGUUAAGGUCUAAACAGUCACACCAAAAGAUUUGUAUGUACAAUAUCAUUAACGCACUCAUCUGUAUGACAGAGAUAUAUUUUAUAUGUAAUACACCUGUUGUUAUACAUAAA